Messenger RNA from Amphimedon queenslandica, 5435 nucleotides. RefSeq names its product chromodomain-helicase-DNA-binding protein 1-like. Gene Ontology annotation, molecular function: ATP hydrolysis activity; chromatin binding; histone binding. NCBI's taxonomy places the organism in Eukaryota, Metazoa, Porifera, Demospongiae, Haplosclerida, Niphatidae. Bases 101 to 5299 code for a protein of 1732 amino acids. Gene Ontology annotation, cellular component: nucleus; chromatin. The record is from RefSeq and is a predicted model, not a curated record. The transcript is spliced from 33 exons. Gene Ontology annotation, biological process: nucleosome organization.
GCUCAUUAAUUAGAACAAUCACUCAUGGCUCGAAUCUCGGCUCAAGGUAUUUGUUCUUAGGCGAGCCUUUCUCCAUUUCUUUCUGCUGUAAAGACUUGUCAUGGCGAUUGCCCCACACUACUGGAAUCAGAGAGUGACUGAAAAUCAUUCUGAUGAUGGUGAUAGCUGUAGUAAGAGCAGUCAUGAUGAAGAGGAGGAGGGGAAACCAACCGAAGGACUCCUCAGGCAAUCCAUAUUGAGGAAACCUGACUUUAAAGGAGAGAGAGUAGGAGGAGGGGCUCCCCUCUUUAAAAAGACGCCUCAUAGUGGCUCUGAUUAUCAACCAACCAGCGAAGAAGAAGAAGAAGAAAUAGAGGAGGAGGAGGAGGAGGAGGAGGAAGCUUCUUGUAGUAGCAGCAGCAGCUUUAGUGAGAGGAAAGGGACAGGAAAGAAGAAAAGAGGCAGAGCUAAAUUUGGUAGCUCUUCUGGUUCGUCUUCGGGAGAUGACAGCCACUCGAAGCCUUCUAAGACUUCUUUCCCCGUCAAAAUGGACGUCAAGAAGUUUUACUCCCUUUCAUCUACGUCGAGUUUCCGGCAUAACUUGACGCCUUCGGCUAAUUGUUUUUAUAAAGUGAACUCCAGCAACUCGGAACCGCAGGAGAGAAGGAGAGAUGAGGCAAAGGAUAGCCACUCUAGCUAUAAUUCGUAUCAGAGAGAAGCUGCAAGGAAUAUUAAGUAUGAUUUUGAUAGUGAAAGCGAAGGAAGUGAUUCAGAACUGGAGGAGAGAGGAGGGGGAGGGACUAAGAAGACGAAGAAUAGCAAGUUUUAUACUGCGAGGGACAGUGACUCUGAUUUUGAGAUAUCAGAUGCUGGAGGUGAUGAGUAUGAUGAUGACAUUAUGAGUUUUGGCAGUGACAGUUUAGUGGAGGAGAGCAGUUCUGAUGGAUACACACCAUACACCUCAAGGAGAGGAGGAGGAGGGAGAUCUAGGAAGAAGAAACAGUGGUCUGAUGAUGAUUUUGGUCGAAUGAGAAAGAGACAGCAAACACUCUUCAGCGGUGAUGAGAGUGAUUCAGAUUACGAUCCCGGCAGAGGAAAGAAGAGCAGAGGAAGAGGAACAAGAGUGAAGAGAAAGAGGAAGAGAGGAGAGAGUGAUUAUGAUGAUGAUCUUGAUGAAGAGUAUGAUGGAUAUACUAGAACUACUGGUAGACAAAGAGAGCAUAUUAGUUAUAAAGAGUCAUCAGUUGAAGCUGAAGGUGAUAAUAAAGUGGCUGCAGGUGAUGGAGUUUUAGCACCAGAAGAAGAUAAUAGAGAAAAAAUUGAUCGAAUUUUGUUUAAAAGGCUUGGGCCAGCUAGCGAAACUGGUAGAACCUGUUAUUCUCUACCUGUCCCUCAUCCUAAUGGACGAGAAGGAGGAGGAGGAGGUGAGGGUGAGGAUGGCGAGAAACUUGUUGUACAGUAUCUAGUAAAAUGGUUGGGCUGGUCACAUCUUCAUAACACUUGGGAAACAGAGGCAUCUUUGCUAAAAGCUAAUGUCAAAGGAAUGAAAAGAUUACAGAAUUACAUUAAAAAAGAAGAAGAGAGAGAAGAAUGGGAGGAGAGAGCUAAUCCUGAGGACUUAGAGUACAGCAAGAUACAACAAGAACUGAAUGAAAGAUUACUAGAUCAAUUUAAAGAAGUGGAAAGAGUUAUUGAUGCUCGUAGAACGGAGGAAGGCUCGGGCCAGGAGUACCUCUGUAAGUGGAAGGGUUUGCCGUACUCGGAGUGCACCUGGGAAGACGGGGAGCUACUGACCGACCUCUAUCAACAAGAGAUUGAUGAUUACAUGUACAGGAAUGAGUCUGACUGUGUACCAUGUAGAUCAGCUAAAGUAUUAAGAUCAAGGCCAAAGUUCUCAGUUUUUAAGGAGCAGCCCUCAUUUAUUGGAGGAGGGAAUGAGCAGCUCCAGUUGAGAGACUAUCAGCUUGAUGGGGUCAACUGGCUCGUGAGCUCAUGGUGCAAGAAUAAUUCAGUGAUACUAGCUGAUGAAAUGGGUCUAGGAAAGACGAUACAGACGAUAUCGUUUCUUUCGUCUCUUUUCCACAUUUACAAUCUCUAUGGUCCAUACCUUGUCGUGGUUCCGCUCUCUACCUUACCCUCUUGGCAGAGGGAGUUUUCCCUAUGGGCUCCCAGUAUGAACACACUGGUGUACAUCGGUGACGUUACUAGUAGGAAAAUGAUUCAGGAUACUGAAUGGGCUCAUGCUAACGGCAAUAUCAAAUUCAAUGUUGUCAUCACGACUUACGAAAUAUUGUUAAAAGACAAAGAUUUCUUAGGUGAUGUUAGUUGGGCUGUCUUGGUUGUCGAUGAAGCUCACAGACUAAAGAAUGACGACUCCCUCCUCUAUAAGACGCUUAACAUGUUUCAUACUAACCACAGGCUCCUAGUGACUGGCACUCCACUGCAGAACUCACUGAAGGAGCUCUGGUCACUUAUCCAUUUUAUAAUGAAAGACAAGUUCCCCAGUUGGGAGGAGUUUGAAGAGGAGCACAAGGCGUAUCACGAGGGAGACACCUCCAACCUCUCCUCACUACACCAGCAGCUCGAGCCCUACCUACUGAGGAGGAUUAAAAAAGACGUUGAAAAAUCACUUCCUUCAAAAGUGGAACAGAUCCUCCGUGUAGAGAUGUCAUCAGUACAGAAGCAGUAUUAUAGGUGGAUACUUACUAGGAAUUAUAAAGCAUUGAGUAAAGGUGUGAAGGGAAGCAUAACCGGUUUCAUAAACGUGUUAAUGGAGUUAAAGAAAUGCUGUAAUCACGUGUACAUUGUUCGGACACCAGACACACCUGAAGUUAAGGAUCCUUUACAGUCUCUCCUCAGAGGAAGUGGUAAGCUCUACUUACUGGAUAAGCUCCUGGUCAGGUUGAAAGAGAAAGGACAUCGUGUCCUCAUAUUCUCACAGAUGGUCCGUAUGCUGGACAUACUCGCCGAGUACAUGAAAUUUAGACACUUCCUCUACCAAAGAUUAGAUGGAUCCAUAACUGGCCAGCAGCGGAAAGAGUCCAUCGAUCACUUCAACGCUGAGGGCUCUCAAGACUUCUGCUUCCUUCUCUCAACAAGAGCCGGUGGACUCGGAGUCAACCUUGCUACUGCAGAUACUGUCGUCAUAUUUGAUUCGGAUUGGAACCCACAGAAUGACCUCCAAGCUCAAGCCAGAGCACACCGCAUUGGUCAGACCAAGCAAGUUAACAUAUAUAGGUUUGUUACGCGUAACAGUGUAGAGGAGGACAUCAUUGAGAGAGCCAAGCGUAAGAUGGUUCUCGAUCAUUUGGUAAUUCAAAGGAUGGACACGACAGGGAGGACCAUACUAUCACAUACAACCAGCGAUCAAGGAAGAAACGUCCCUUUUGAUAAAGAUGAAUUGACAGCGAUAUUAAAAUUCGGAGCUGAGGAUUUAUUCAAAGAGGACGACAAAGAAGAAGACAAAGACUUAAAGGAAAUGGAUAUAGAUGAAAUAUUAAAACGAGCAGAAACACAAGAAAUAUCAGGAGAAGAGUCGGCCACAGCCCACGAGCUCUUGUCCCAGUUUAAAGUCGCUAGUUUUGCAAUGGGGGAAGAGGAACUGGGCGGAGACUUCUCCGAUAAUGAAGGAAGGAGAAUGUCCGUUAGUACUGAAACUACUCCUCAUAAAAUCGGUCGUAAUAAGGAUUGGGAUGAAAUUAUUCCGGAGUCUUAUCGCUCACAAAUGGAAGAAGAAGAGAAGGAGAGAGAGCAGCUUCAGCUUUACCUACCACCAAGACAAAGAACAGUGAGGAACUAUUACGAAGAUAAGGACCAACAGGUUCAAUCAGGAUCACUACCCAAGCAAUCAGCCAAAGAAACCCGCUCCUCCAAUGCUCGUAGACACAAGAAGUCCCAUGGUGGCGAGCCGACGCCGGUCACUGGUAUACUGGUCACUAGAGAGGUCACUGGUUAUAAUAAUAACGAGAUUAGACGAUUUGUUAACAGCUACUUAAAGUUUCCACUGCCACAAACUAGGUUAGAGGAAAUUGCUGUUGAUAGUGAAUUACAAGAGAAGUCAUUGUCAGAACUGCAACAUCUUGCAAAGCUCCUUCAUGAUGGCUGCCAGGAAGCUUGUGACUUGUACCAGCAACUGUUAGCAGAGUGUUCAGAAGGUACUAGUCCUCCUCAUCCUCCCACGCUGAAGCUAGGAGGCGUGUCCAUACCAGCUCAGAAUGUCCUUGAGAAAGAGACUGACCUAAACACUCUAGCACAAUACAUACCGACUGAUUUUCAAGCUAGGAAGAGGUUUAGACUAGUUACCAAGGUACCACUGAAGCAGGUUACAUGGGCCGGAGUGAAGUGGUCGUCAGUUGACGAUUCUAAACUAUUAGUUGGUGUCUAUCAGUAUGGACUAGGUAACUGGGAGUGUAUUAAAGAUGAUCCUAACAUUGGCCUCAGUAAAAAGAUACUGCCAGCCAACAGACAGUUGAAACCACAGGUCCAGCACCUGAAGACAAGAGUUAAUUUUUUAUUGAAAUCACUAAGGAAGGACUCAAUGCACAAUGCUACUAGUAAGAAAAAACAGGCCAGUAAGAGAACCAGGGACAGAGAAGCUGAUGCCAAAGGAACACAUAAACUUUCAAAAUACUUUGCCAGUGAUAAAAGCAAAGGACACAACAGUAAAAGAAAAAGAACUAAAACGUCAGAGACAGAGUCGGAAGAGGAGGAGGAAGAGGAACAAGAAGAUGAGGAAGAGGAAGAGGAGGAGGAGAGUGACGAUGAUUUUGUUGAUGAUUGGAAGAGAAAGAAAUCGAAAAGACGGAAAACAGCUCCAGCAGCAACAAAACAAUUAGCUAGAAAAAGAGGAGGAGGAGGAGCUACCACUUCUAAAACUAAACCAGCCAGCAAAGGAAAGACAGAGACUCAGAGAAAGUCUAGAGCAACCAGCAAAAGAACUAGCUCUUCGCAAGCAAACGGACAGAAUAAAUCAAGGAGGAAAGGAAAGAGAGGAGAGGGGGAGAGAGAGGGAGAAGUGAGCGAUUCGUAUAUUGUUAGUGAUUAUGAGCUUGAUGAAGAGAUAUUCGUGAAGUGCAAGUCAUUGUUAAAACCGGUCAAGAAAUGUCUGAUGCAGCUGCCUCCAACACCUGGUGGCGACACUGCUCAUGAACAAACUGUCAUUGAGAUCGGGGAUCAUAUUAGCACUUGCUUGACUGCAUUCACAGACACUGAUGCUGUCAAUGAAUGGAGAAGUAACCUGUGGAUAUUUGUUGCCAAGUUUACAGCUGUUUCUGGUAGAACACUGUUCAACGUUUAUAGGAAUUUAAAAAAUAUCACCUAAUAUACACAUGCAACGACUUUAUUAUUAUUAUUAUUAUUAUCUCCUUCAAUAUUCUCUCCUGCGUCUCUAUAAAUAACAUAAUUAUUAUUAUUUCUAACACAUGAUUGAAUUAUAAAUAAAAAGAUAAAAAUAUUAA